AUGGACGGCGAAGAAUGGCGCGAGGCGGGAACCGAGUGGCUCUUUGAGGGACCCGGCAUGUACAUCCCGAGGAAGGAGAUGGUUGUCCUGGAGACCAUCGAGGCCACGGUGAUCGGCGAGAACCAGGCCAUUAGACCAGAAGAGUGUGGUCACGAGCGAUGCUCAGGAGAAGAGUGGCUAGUGACCCUGGAGGACCGCGAAGCUCAUGUGCCGUCGGUGGCGGAGGAAGUGGUGGGCGUGGUCAACGUCUCUCCGCUCAGCUGCGUCGUUUUGGACCAGGUCGGACCCAACGGGAAACCCCAGCUGGGCCAGAAGAGGGUGGUCAAGGGGGAGUGCUCCUUCUUCCUGCAGCCAGGCGAGCAUGUGGAAAAUCUGAAGAUGAAGGUUGAAGAUGAAGGAGAAGGCCAUCUGCACCUCAUAUGCUGCUGCGAGCUGCUGGCGGCGCUGCUGGAGGCCCAGGCCGUCGUCGAUGUCGAGGACAGCAACGGAAUGCGCCCGCUGCAUUAUGCGGCGUGGCAGGGCAAGUCGGAGUCGGUGCUGCUGCGUUCGGGAGCGUCCGUCAACAGCGUCUCGCUGGAUGGCCACAUCCCUCUGCACCUGGCCGCGCAGUACGGACAUUACCACGUGUCUGAGAUGCUCCUGCAGCACCAGUCCAACCCGUGCCUGGUCAACAAGGCCAAGAAGACACCGCUCGACCUCGCCUGCGAGUUCGGCCGCGUCAAGGUGGCCCAGCUGCUUUUGAGUAGCAACAUGGUGGCGGCGCUUUUGGAGGGCGAACGCAAGGAGCCCAGCGACUCGGCCUUCACCACGCCACUGCACCUCGCCGCUCGCAACGGCCACAAGGACGUCAUUGGGCUGCUGCUGAAGGCGGGCAUCGACAUCAACGCCACCACCAAGUUAGGCACCGCCCUGCACGAGGCCGCCCUCUACGGCAAGACCGAGGUGGUGCGGCUGCUGCUAGAUGCCGGCGUCGACGUGAACAUCAGAAACACAUACAACCAGACGGCACUCGACAUCGUCAACCAGUUCACAACCUCACACGCCAGUCAAGACAUCAAGCAACAACACGUUCACUGA
Syngnathus acus (greater pipefish) is the source of this 1077-nucleotide messenger RNA. Its product is annotated as caskin-2-like. The record is from RefSeq and is a predicted model, not a curated record. Lineage: Eukaryota; Metazoa; Chordata; Actinopteri; Syngnathiformes; Syngnathidae. The transcript has 10 exons. Bases 1 to 1077 code for a protein of 358 amino acids. Gene Ontology annotation, molecular function: protein binding.